This is a messenger RNA of Elephantulus edwardii (Cape elephant shrew), 1634 nucleotides long. RefSeq names its product CLPTM1-like (gene CLPTM1L). The record is from RefSeq and is a predicted model, not a curated record. The coding region runs from base 18 to 1634 and encodes 538 amino acids. Gene Ontology annotation, cellular component: membrane; endomembrane system. The transcript is spliced from 17 exons. NCBI's taxonomy places the organism in Eukaryota, Metazoa, Chordata, Mammalia, Macroscelidea, Macroscelididae.
CGGGUGGCAGCAGCGCCAUGUGGAGCGGCCGCAGCUCCUUCACGAGCCUGGUGGUGGGCGUGUUCGUGGUCUACGUGGUGCACACCUGCUGGGUCAUGUAUGGCAUCGUCUACACCCGCCCGUGCGCCCAGGACGGCAACUGCAUCCAGCCCUACCUGGCCCGGAGGCCCAAGCUGCAGCUGAGCGUCUACACCACCACGAGGUCCAACCUUGGUGCUGAGAACAACGUGGACUUGGUGUUGAACGUGGAGGACUUUGACGUGGAGUCCAGAUUUGAAAGGACAGUUAAUGUUUCUGUACCAAAGAAGACAAGGAACAAUGGGACCCUGUAUGCCUACAUUUUCCUCCAUCACGCUGGGAUCUUACCAUGGCAGGAUGGGAAGGAGGUGCACCUCGUCAGUCCUCUCACCACCUACAUGGUCCCCAAGCCUGAAGAGGUCAACCUCCUGACCGGGGAGUCUGCCACACAGCAAAUUGAAGCUGAAAAGAAGCAGACCAGUGCCUUGGAUGAGCCCAUUUCUCACUGGCGGCCGAGGCUGACGCUAAAUGUGAUGGUGGAUGACUUUGUCUUCGACGGGUCCUCUCUACCUGCUGAUGUGCAUCGGUACAUGAAGAUGAUCCAGUUAGGGAAAACUGUCCAUUACCUCCCCAUCCUGUUCAUCGAUCAGCUGAGCAAUCGCGUGAAGGACUUGAUGGUCAUCAACCGCUCAACCACGGAGCUCCCGCUCACCGUGUCCUAUGACAAGAUCUCGCUGGGGAGGCUGCGCUUCUGGAUCCACAUGCAGGAUGCCGUGUACUCGCUGCAGCAGUUCGGGUUUUCAGAGAAAGAUGCUGAUGAAGUGAAAGGAAUCUUUGUCGACACCAACUUGUAUUUCUUAGCCCUGACCUUCUUCGUCGCAGCGUUUCAUCUCCUUUUUGAUUUCCUGGCAUUUAAAAAUGACAUCAGCUUCUGGAAGAAGAAGAAGAGCAUGAUUGGAAUGUCCACCAAAGCAGUGCUCUGGCGCUGCUUCAGCACCGUGGUCAUCUUCCUCUUCCUGCUGGACGAGCAGACGAGCCUGCUGGUGCUGAUCCCCGCGGGCAUUGGAGCGGCCAUCGAGUUGUGGAAAGUGAAAAAAGCAUUGAAAAUGACUGUUGUGUGGAGAGGCCUCCUACCUGGUCUUCAGUUUGGCACUUACAGUGAGUCGGAAAGAAUAACCGAGGAGUACGACACUCAGGCCAUGAAGUACUUGUCGUACCUGCUGUACCCGCUCUGCAUCGGCGGAGCCGUUUACUCCCUCCUGAACAUCAAGUACAAAAGUUGGUACUCCUGGUUAAUCAACAGCUUCGUCAACGGGGUCUACGCCUUCGGCUUCCUCUUCAUGCUGCCCCAGCUCUUUGUGAAUUACAAGAUGAAGUCAGUGGCUCACCUGCCCUGGAAGGCCUUCACCUACAAAGCUUUCAACACCUUCAUUGAUGACGUCUUCGCCUUCAUCAUCACCAUGCCCACCUCGCACCGGCUGGCCUGCUUCCGGGACGACGUGGUCUUUCUGGUGUACCUGUACCAGAGGUGGCUUUAUCCCGUGGAUAAAAGCAGGGUGAAUGAGUUUGGGGAGUCUUACGAAGAGAAGCCCACCUGGAAGUCUCACCCAGACUAA